CCUAGCUAUGGCCGACUUCUCUCAGUAUACGGGCCCCAGUGCAGACUGGAUCGCACUGGAGCCCACGCUGCCCCCAUGCCAAACUUGCCACUCCUGGAAUUGAGGUCUCUAGUCAACAAGGGACGCGAAGAGCUUGCCGCUCAUGGCAUGACAAAAAUAGGUGUGUUGCUCAACAUGAACGAUUCGCUCCAAUGCUCCGCAGGACAAGCUAAUGUCUUGCUUCGCGCAGCUUCCCAGGUCAAGAUCCAAGACUAUACCAUUGAGUCUCGCGACGGUGCAACCCUAGAAGCGCGGACAUAUCGCCCAUCUGGAAUCCCAGAGUCUCAGAAACUUCCUGUGUACAUUCAUCUCCACGGUGGAGGUUAUCUCUUUGGCACCCUCUCCUCCGAAGAUGCGAUCUGCUCCCGAAUUGUUGUCUCUCGGAUGAAUAGCGGUAACCCGGUCGUUGUUUUCAACGUGAACUACCGUCAUACUCCUGAGCAUAAAUAUCCCACAGCCUGGAACGAUGUCGAAGAUGCCUUCGUUUGGGUUCACGAACACAUUGACGAUAUCGGUGGACUCGCCGACCAGGUCGUGGUAGGCGGAAUCUCUGCAGGAGCCCAAUUAACCGCAUCUUUGACACUCGCACAAUUAUACGGAGACAACGAGCGCGUGAAGGCCUGUCCCAAGAUUAGGGGCCAGGUCCUCAUGAUUCCAUGCCUCGUCAUUGCGGCCUACUAUGCACCUCGCAAAGAGAUGCUGCGUAGCCCGGAGGUAUCCAGUUAUGUGACAUGUGCCGAGGCGCCGAUUUUGCCCGUUUCCAGAAUUGACCUCUUCAUGACCUUGCUCCAUGUGAAGGAGUUCCCCGAUGCGGGUCGCAAUCUGCAGAUGAAUCCUGGGAAUGCUACUGCGGAGCAAGUGAAGAAUCUCCCUCCGACAACCUUUGGAAUCGCCGGUAACGAUCCCCUUCGCGAUGAGGGCCUGUUCUUCGGAAAGCUGCUUAGUGAGAACGGUGUUCCGACUGAUAUCAAUGUUUUCCCUGGAGUGCCUCAUGGAUUUAGGCGCCAUGGUGACAAGCUCACCUCCAGCAAGAGGUGGGACGAGGUGAUGAGCGGUGGGAUUACUUGGGCUCUGAGCAACCCAACGGCGGGUCCUUUCGAGAUCAAGGCAGAAUGA
This is a messenger RNA of Penicillium daleae, 1155 nucleotides long. Its product is annotated as alpha/beta hydrolase. Lineage: Eukaryota; Fungi; Ascomycota; Eurotiomycetes; Eurotiales; Aspergillaceae. The record is from RefSeq and is a predicted model, not a curated record. The annotation marks the transcript as partial. Gene Ontology annotation, molecular function: hydrolase activity. The transcript has 3 exons.